AUGUCCAAGACCUUUAUCGGAAACGUCAAGAGUGUGCUCAGUGGCGACACUCUGAUAUUGACCAGCCCUAACAACCCCAAUGCUGAGCGAACCCUGUCUCUUGCCUAUGUCACGGCUCCCCAUCUGAAGCGCGAAGGCGACGAACCUUUCGCCUUCCAGUCACGCGAGUAUCUCCGGAAUCUCGUUGUCGGAAAGCCCGUACAGGCCACUGUUCUCUACACGAUUCCUACAUCCGGCCGAGAAUUUGGAACUGCUCAACUCAAGGAUGGUACCAACCUUCCCGAUGAGCUUGUUAAGGCUGGCUGGCUGAAGGUCCGUGAGGAUGCCGGUCGAAAGGAAGAGACCGACGAAGUUCUUGAUCGCCUGGAGACCCUCCGUCAGCUCGAAAGUAAGGCCAAGGCCGAGGAUAAGGGCCUCCAUGUUGGAGUUGGCGGUAUCAUUGAAGUUCAGAACGAUCUUGGCGGUCCCGAAUUCAUGAAGGAGUGGAAGGGUAAGACUGUUGAUGGUGUGGUAGAGCGAGUUCUUAGUGGUGACCGUCUGCUGGUGCGACUUUUGCUAUCGGAGAAGAAGCACGUCCAGCCUAUGACCCUCAUUGCUGGCAUUCGAACACCAGCCACUGAGCGAACACUUCCUUCAACUGGUGCUACCCAGCCCGCUGAGGAGUAUGGAAACGAAGCCAGAGCGUUCGUCGAAUCAAGAUUGCUCCAGCGCCAGGUCAAGGUCGAGAUCGUCGGUGCUAGCCCACAAGGCCAGCUCGUCGCCGCCAUUAUACACCCUCGCGGAAACAUUGCCGAAUUCUUGCUACAAGAUGGUCUGGCACGAUGUAACGACUUCCACUCUACCCUUUUGGGCGAGAAGAUGGCUGCUCUUCGUGCCGCUGAAAAGCAGGCACAGUCCAAGAAGCUCCGUAUUCACAAGCAUCACGUUGCUAAAGCUGAAGGCGGAAACCAGGAUGCGAUCGUUUCCAAGGUCAUUGGUGCCGACAUCAUCAUGAUCAGAAACAAGGCCGGGACAUCAGAAAAGCGCAUCAGCAUCAGCAGUGUCCGAGGCCCCCGUACUACAGAGCCCUCCGAGAGUCCCUUCAGGGAAGAGGCCAAGGAGUUCCUUCGUCAGAAGCUUAUCGGAAAGCAAGUGCGCAUCAGUAUCGACGGCAACAAGCCUGCAACCGAAGGCUUCGAGGCCCGAGAAGUCGCUACUGUUACCGAGAAGAACACCAAUAUCAACCUCCUUCUGGUCGAGAACGGAUGGGCCUCAGUCAUCCGACACCGUAAAGAUGACACUGACCGAGCUCCCAACUAUGAUGAUCUUCUUGCUGCCCAAGAGAAGGCGAAAGAGGAGAAGAAGGGUAUGUGGUCCGGCAAGCCUCAAAAGGCCAAGCAGUACACCGACCUUUCCGAGAACACACAGAAGGCCAAGAUCAUGCUGGCUACACUACAACGGCAGAAGAAGGUUCCUGCUAUUGUCGACUUCUGUAAGGCAGGUUCAAGAUUCACGGUCUUAAUUCCCCGCGAGAAUGUGAAACUCACCAUGGUCUUGGGUGGUAUUAGAGCCCCUCGAGCGCCCCGAGCCGAUGGCGAAGGUGGCGAGCCUUUCGGCAAGGAAGCUCUUGAUCUUGCCAACCGCCGUUGUAACCAGCGAGAUUGCGAAGUGAACAUCCAUGAUAUGGAUAAGGUAGGUGGCUUCAUCGGUGAGCUCUACGUCAAUCGUGAGAACUUUGCCAAGGUUUUAGUUGAAGAGGGAUUGGCUUCUGUUCACGCCUAUUCUGCUGAAAAGUCUGGCAAUGCCACCGAGCUUUUUGCGGCCGAGAAGAAGGCGAAGGAAGCCCGAAAGAACCUGUGGCAAGAUUGGGAUCCAUCUCAAGAUGAGGAGUAUGAGGAAGAGGAUGCCGGGGAGGCUACUCCUGAAGCCGAUGCCUCCCUUGAAAAGAAGCCUACCGACUACCGUGAUGUUGUCAUCACUAAUGUUGACGCAAACGGGAAGAUCAAGCUCCAGGAGAUUGGUAAGGGAACAGCUGCCCUUGAAAGCUUGAUGAGCGAAUUUAGAAAGUUCCAUCUGGACUCCAAGAACAACAACCCUUUGAAGGAUGCACCUAAAACAGGAGAGUACGUUUCAGCCAAGUUCUCCGCCGAUGGCCAAUGGUACCGAGCUCGUGUGAGGUCCAACGAUCGCACCGCCAAGAAAUCCGAAGUCAUCUACAUCGACUACGGCAACAGCGAGAAGAUUCCCUGGUCCAACCUUCGGGCCCUUGACCAGCCCAAGUUUGGUGCGCAGAAGCUGAAGGCUCAGGCCGUUGACGCUUCUCUGUCGUUUGUUCAGCUUCCAACCGGCGCUGAUUAUUUUGAGGAUGCCAUCGGCUUUAUUUACGACAUCACUGAGAAUAAGCGACUCGUUGCCAACUUCGACUUUGUCGACAACAAGGAGAAUGUGAGCUACGUUACCUUGUACGAUACUGGGUCUUCGGGCGAAUUGCCUGGCCCUAAUGACUCGAUCAACAAAGAUGUUGUUGCAGGCGGAUACGGUAUGGUGCCCAAGAAGCUCAAAGCGUGGGAGCGCAGCAAGGUUUUCGAACCUACACUGAAGCACCUCAAGGAGGUUGAGGCCCAGGCGAAGCAAGAUCGUCGUGGUAUGUGGGAAUAUGGAGAUAUAACUGAGGACUAG
Molecule: messenger RNA, 2658 nt
Organism: Fusarium coffeatum
Lineage: Eukaryota; Fungi; Ascomycota; Sordariomycetes; Hypocreales; Nectriaceae
Exons: 1
Coding region: 1-2658 (885 amino acids)
Biological process (GO): regulatory ncRNA-mediated gene silencing; mRNA catabolic process
Cellular component (GO): nucleus; cytosol; RISC complex
Molecular function (GO): nuclease activity; RNA binding
Source: RefSeq, a predicted model, not a curated record